Ascochyta rabiei is the source of this 1473-nucleotide messenger RNA. RefSeq lists its product as uncharacterized. Gene Ontology annotation, biological process: transmembrane transport. Bases 1 to 1473 code for a protein of 490 amino acids. The record is from RefSeq and is a predicted model, not a curated record. The transcript has 3 exons. Gene Ontology annotation, molecular function: transmembrane transporter activity. NCBI's taxonomy places the organism in Eukaryota, Fungi, Ascomycota, Dothideomycetes, Pleosporales, Didymellaceae.
AUGUCCUCCACAAACAGACAGGUCGUCAAAGCAAGCGACGAAACAACGCCAUUACUCGCUUCUGUAGAAAUCGGUCCUAACGCGGAGCCGAUCGACCCCCCAACUCAGGAGACUGCCAUCACAGAGGGAGCGCAUGCAGACGAUGGAAAUGCGCCACUACCACGAGCCCAGAUCUUUCUGCUAUGCUACACCCGCGUCGUGGAACCAAUAGCCUUCUUCUCCAUCUUCCCCUACAUCAAUUCCAUGAUCGAGCACGUAGGCGGCAUCGAGAAAGCAGAUGUUGGAUUCUACUCUGGACUCAUCGAGUCCCUGUUCAGCUUCACGCAGAUGUGCGUUAUGAUCUUCUGGGGCAAGGCGUCGGAUCGCUAUGGGCGGAAACCCGUGCUUGUUUUCAGUCUGCUGGGCAUUGCGGUUGCGACGACGCUGUUUGGCAUGAGUCAGAGUAUUGCGCAGAUGAUCGCUGCGAGGUGCUUUGCGGGUGUUUUCGCAGGGACGGUCGUCACGGUCAGGGCGAUGCUUAGUGAGAACAGUACAAAGCACACGCAGGCUAGGGCUUUCAGUUAUUUUGCUUUUGCGGGGAAUUUGGGCAUCUUUGUUGGCCCGCUUCUUGGCGGUGCUUUGGAGAGGCCGGCUGAGAAGUACACUCGUGUAUUUGGAUACCAGUUCUUCCGAGACUACCCAUACGUUCUUCCUGGGCUCGUCACCUCUCUGGUGGCUCUUUCAGCAGCCAUAACGACGAUGUUCUUUGUCAAAGAGACCCUCAACAUCCACGAGGACAAGAGGAAGACCGUCAAACCCCCAAUGACAAUCUGGCAGCUCAUCAAAUCCCCCGGCGUAGCCCGAGUCCUCCUCAUCAACAACUACGUGAUGCUCCUAGCCUUCACAUUCACCGCCGUCAACCCCGUCUUCCUCUACACCCCCAUCCGCCUCGGCGGCAUCGGCUUCCCACCCGAACUCAUCGCCGCCACAAUCGGCCUAUCCGGCGCCUCGCAAGCAGUAUGGCUCCUUCUCAUCUUCCCCUCGCUGCACAAACGCGUGGGAACGGGCCAAAUCCUGCGCUUCUGCGCACGAGCAUGGCCCAUAUUCUUCGCCAUCCAUCCCUGCUUUAAUCUCCUCCUGCGCCACGGCCAGAAGACAGCAUUUUGGACCCUCGCGCCGCCCGCGCUGGCACUCGGUAGUGGAGUCGCUAUGGCGUUCACGGCCGUGCAGCUCGCUGUUAACGAUAUCGCGCCCAGCCACGAGACGUUCGGAACGCUGAACGCGAUCGUGCUUGCCCUCAUGAGCGGAUUAAGGGCUGUCGCGCCUGCGGUGGCCACGAGUGUAUAUGCAACGGGUGUCAAGUAUCGCAUCAUGGACGGUCAGUUGUUUUGGGUGCUUAAUAUUGCGUUGGCGAUGGGGUUGCUGGGCGUGUUGAGGUUGCUACCUGAGAAGGCCGAGGGGAGGGCGGGGAAGGUGGAUGGUGUGGAUGCGUAG